This is a messenger RNA of Acipenser ruthenus (sterlet), 3918 nucleotides long. RefSeq names its product mitogen-activated protein kinase kinase kinase 20-like. The coding region runs from base 243 to 1550 and encodes 435 amino acids. The transcript is spliced from 12 exons. Gene Ontology annotation, cellular component: cytoplasm. Gene Ontology annotation, biological process: protein phosphorylation. The record is from RefSeq and is a predicted model, not a curated record. Gene Ontology annotation, molecular function: protein kinase activity; protein binding; ATP binding. Lineage: Eukaryota; Metazoa; Chordata; Actinopteri; Acipenseriformes; Acipenseridae.
UGUAUCCUGGAUCUGUCUUGUCGUGGGUGGUGGAAAGGUUCCAAUUCUGGUUGGGAAAGAACAUAGAAAUCAAAAUACGUAGCUCAAAAAGUUAUCUAGGCGAGUCGUCAUCGAUCACGAGAGGUUAUUUUGCAGAGCCCAGGUAGUGAUAUAUCUUAUACAACAACAACAACAGAAUCGGGGCUAGCAGAAGAUACAUUACAAGUAAAAAGAACUUGCAUUGGUACAAGUGUCAUUAUGAGAUGUCGUCUCUCAGUGCCUCGUUUGUGCAAAUCAAAUUCGAUGACAUUCAGUUCUAUGAGAACUGCGGUGGUGGAAGCUUUGGAAGUGUUUACAGAGCAAACUGGAAAUCGCAGGACAAAGAGGUGGCUGUGAAGAAGCUUCUUAAAAUUGAAAAUGAGGCAGAAAUUCUUAGUGUUCUCAGUCACAGGAACAUCAUCCAGUUCUACGGAGCGAUUCUUGAAGCACCCAACUAUGGUAUAGUAACAGAGUAUGCUUCAGGAGGGUCUUUAUAUGACUACCUGUCUAGUGAUGAAAGUGACAAAAUGGACAUGGGCCAUAUCAUGACCUGGGCAAUGGAAAUCGCCAAAGGAAUGCAUUAUCUACACAUGGAAGCGCCAGUGCGGGUAAUCCACAGAGACCUCAAGUCCAGGAAUGUGGUGGUAACAGCGGAUCGAAUACUGAAGAUCUGUGACUUCGGUGCCUCAAGGUUUCACUCCCACACGACACACAUGUCACUGGUGGGAACCUUUCCGUGGAUGGCUCCAGAAGUAAUACAGAGCCUGCCAGUGUCUGAGACGUGCGAUACAUAUUCAUAUGGUGUGGUUCUUUGGGAAAUGCUAACACGGGAGAUUCCUUUUAAAGGCUUAGAAGGGUUGCAAGUUGCCUGGCUUGUGGUGGAGAAAAACGAGAGAUUGACCAUUCCCAGCAGCUGCCCAGCAAGUUUUGCUGAUUUAUUGAAGCAGUGUUGGGACGCAGAUCCAAAGAGAAGACCACAUUUUAAGCAAAUCAUGAUGACCCUGGAAUCCAUGUCCAAUGACAGCCAGCUUCCAGACCAGUGUAAUUCCUUCCUGCACAACAAGGCCGAGUGGAGAUGUGAAAUUGAGGCCACGUUGGAGAGACUGAAGAAGCUGGAGCGUGAUCUGAGCACCAAGGAGCAGAAGCUGAAGGAGCGGGAACGACGUCUGAAGAUGUGGGAGCGCAAGCUGAUGGAACAGUCGCACACGCCGCUUUUCUUGCCUGUUACUGCAAAGAUUUCAGAAGAGUCUUUCUAUGAGUCUAAAACAGAGGAGUCAAACAGUUCAGAGAUGUCUUGUCAGAUCACUGCUGCCAGUAACGGGGAGGUAGAUGGCAUGAACCUGCAGGCCAUGAUGAAGGGCUUUGGGGAUAUUCUCUCUAUGGACCUGGCAGGACCUGUCUUGCACUCUGGGAUACAGACAAACAUGCAGGCCAAGCAGAACUCCUCUAAAUCCACCAGUGUCAGAGAAGGGAAGAAAAUCAACACGGCUGUGUCUCUGGGUGCAUUUAACUGGUCAGACGACAGCGACUAAUGCAAUUAGUCACCCACCAAGUUCCCUCAGGCCUGGGAUGAGCAUAGUGUAAAGCAUAGUUAUGGCAGCACCAUAAACUUGUAUUUAAUUCAGGCCUAGACGGAAUAUCAGUUAGUUGGAAAAUCUGUAACAUUUUUAAAACGGCUUACUUGGCCUGUGUUGAAAGUGUAAUUAAAAAAGCAAAGUCUGUUUUUUGGAUAAAGUCGCUGUACCUCUUUGUAUGUGAAACUACAUGCCCUUUUUUGCAUUAGACAUGUAUCAGAACUCUGACAAUACACUGAAAUCCCCGUACCCUGCCGUGGCAGCAGAAGGAGUGUUACCGGUGCUUAUUUUUUCUGCAAAAUAAUGUUUGUUCAUUGUCCUGAACAUUAAAUCUUUAAAAUGCGCAAGGGCAGCAAACCACCUACUUUAUUUUGUUUAGCCUAUAAAACACUCUUCAUCUAGCUAACAUUAUAUUACACAAGCUGUUUUUAUUGAAUUGCUCAUGUUUCAUGUGGAAGUAAUGUAUGUAUUUUUAUAUUUUAUUUCAACACUACUUUUACUUGCCUAAGAAAUACAAUACCAUGAUUACAUAACAUAAUAUAAUAUACAAAUGUCGUUGAAGAAUAUUUUAUUUAUUGGGAAUGUUCAAUGUUUAUUUAUUUUGUUUUAUAUUGAUUGAAAGUUUGGUCUGGUUGAGUGGUUUUAGCUAAAACCAUCACAUUUUAUUAGAAUUCUUUUUUUUAUUGAGUCCCACACUUGCUGCAUUUAGUAUUUUGGAUUAGUCUAAGAUUCAGUAAUCGUGUCAGUAGGUGACAUCUCUGUGUAGAGUUUGGGUUAAGCUAUUUCAUAAAUACUAAUGAGGUUAUACAGUAUAAAAUAUAUAAGUUUAAGGGUAGCAUCCAUGAAAAGCAACACAGGCCAAAUUAAGCACAGUUUUCUUUCAUCCCUCUUUUUUCCCCAUUACGGUUUAUAUAGGGAUACUUUAUAGCCUCUACAUUUCCUUUCUAAUUUGAGUUAUUACAAGCAACUUGUGUGUUCUUUAUGAUUCGCCAUUGGUUCUGCUUACAUUAUUAUUUGCCACUAUUUCAACAAAAAUGCUUCUUUUUUUUUUUUUGCUGGAGUAGAUAGUGCAGUACACUAAGCAUGUGAAAUAAUGAUCUAAGGACAGACAACAAUAGAGAAUACGGCAGGACACACAGUGGGAUAUUAAAAAGAAAUGUAGAUUAGAUCAUAGCAUUUAUAAGAGACAAAGGUAGUUCUGUGUGGAAUGUUGGUUAGAUCUAAACUAUGGCAAGAAUUUCAUGUGUUCCCAUUUUCCAGGUUUCAUACUGUAUUGGCUUUAUACAGUGAGUGCACCUUAUAUAAAUGAAAUGCACUAUGCUGGUCUGAUCUACCUCUGACCUGGGUACAGACCAAUGUAGUGUGGUACCACAAGGGAAGUGUUUCCUUUUUUUUUUCUUUUUUUUUGUUAACCCCAGUUUUCUCCCCAAUUUGGAAUGCCCAAUUGUUAUUUGUAUCCCGGUUUACCGCUGCUAUCCCUCUGGCGACUCGGGAAACAGAGGCUGGAACAUGCGUCCUCCAAAACGUGUUCCUGCCAAUCUGUCGUUUUUUACAAUGCGGAUCCACAGCGAGGCCCCCAGACCUAUAGUGCUGAUGGCAGAAUCAUAGGCGCCCUAUCGGCCACAGGGGUCACUGGUGCGCGGUGAACCGUGGAUUCCCCUGCCGACCUAAGCCCUCCCUACCCGGGCGACGCUUGGCCAAUUGUGUGCCGCCCCCUAGGAACCCCCGGUCACAGUCAGCAGUGACAUAGCCUGGAUUUGUAUAUGCAAUCUCCAGGCUAUAGGGCGCAUCCUGCACUCCACGCGGAGCGCCUUUACUGGAUGUACUACUCGGUAGCCCCUAAGGAAAGUUUUUUCAUCCCAGCUGUGCUUCCUAUGUGCAGUGUUUUCAUAGCUGCAUGAUGAUUAGUCAGUUACCAACUUUCAAAUCGUGAAAAGUCAACCUAGGUUUUAAACUAGUAUUAAAGUGACGGAAUGUCACACGCACUGCAUUUACAGCUUAUGCACUUUAUACAAUACUACAUUUCAAAUGGAUACUGUGACGUAAUCCUAUUUAUAGUUCACAUAAGUGUUAAAGCCAGUUUGAUGUGAACUUUUUGUUUUGUUUUUGCUGCUUUCUCUUCUAUAUACUUAUUUUUCAAUAAACUUUUGACAUUAAAUAAUGUAUUCUCUGCUUAUUUCUGUUCCUAUUAAAACUUUCUAUGUUUCACAUUUGUUAAAUCAUUUCCUUCUCUGAUUUUCUUUUUGUAUUAAGAAAUAUUGGGCCCAGUCCACAAAGUUUUAACUUUGUUUGUUUUGAAGGAUAAAUAAAGUCUGUAUGCAUGCAA